GGCCGCCAUCCUCCUCCUCCUCCCGCCAUGUCGGCGGGGCCGCCCAAGGGCUUCUCGGUGGAGCUGCGUCUGAGCGGGGAGGACGAGGGCGCGCGGCGGCGGCAGCGCUCGGGGCCCUUCGUCUUCACCUACACGGCCGAGGGCAGCCUGCGCUACUCGGCCAAGCCGCUCUUCGGCCUGGCGCUGGCCUACGUGGCGGCGCGCGUGGAGCGGCUCGACUCGCUCGUCGGCUUCCCCGAGCCCGUGGCCGAGCAGCUCUUCGCGGCCGCCGAGGCCCGGCGCAAGUUCGCGGAGCCCGGCGACGGCCUGCGCGCCCUGCGCACCUUCACCCGCGCCUACGGCGCCCGCGUCCUGCGCGCCCUCUGCCUCCGCGGCAGAUACCUGGUUAUUUCUGAAAAACUUGAAGAAAUUAAAUCUUUCAGAGAACUGACCUGCUUGGAUCUUUCCUGCUGCAAACUUGGAGAUGAACACGAAUUGCUAGAACAUCUCACCAAGGAAGCUCUAUCCAGUGUAACAAGGCUCCUCCUGAAGGAUAACUGUUUAUCUGAUGCAGGCCUUCGCAAAAUGACAGCACCAGUACGAGUAAUGAAAAGGGGACUUGAAAAUCUUUCUGUGCUAGAUUUGUCUUGUAACCCUAAAAUCACUGAUGUAGGAAUUGGAUAUCUUCUUUCCUUCAGGAAGUUAAAUUGCUUGGACAUAUCUGGAACAGGUCUCAAGGACGUUAAGGCAGUUGUUCAGAGGAUCGAGGUACAGCUGGGCCUUGUCCAUUCAAAAGUACCACUGAAAGAAUUUGAUCAUAGUACCUGCAAAACAGAGGGAUGGGCAGAGCAGACCAUUUUGCAGUGGGAACAGUUGGUCAUGGAAGCCAUCAAGCCGAAAAAAAACUUGCAGUGCAGAAGAGCAGCUAGACAUUUCUAUGGAAAGAGAUGCAGAAUAGAAGAACAAGUCACAUGCACGUUGGUGGAGGUGGAAACAAAAGCAACUGGAAACCUGCAGUUCUAUAAGGAGAAAACACAAAACUGCCAUGCCCCUUUGUUGAAAAAGGAGGCUGCAGUUAGCCAUGAAUUGAAGAAAAAUAAAAAGAGAGUUUUGGCUGAACAAGAGACAGAACGGACCUCAAAGCACAUGUGCCUCACCAUGGAAGACUGGGACUUGCUGAAUAGCUAUUGAUUCAGAAAAAAGUUUCUUUCAUGGCUGUUAUAUCAAACUGGAUUCUCACGUGGAGAAAGGAGACUGACGUUAUCCAGAUGAUCUGCUCAUGAUGGCAUGGCAGCAAAUUAAUUUCUGCCCACGGUGCAGUAGGGAAGUGCCAGAGUGAAGGAGGAGGGACAAUGGGGAUUCUAAUGUAUAUUUUCAAUACAUAAUAAUUUUUCAAAUAAA
Molecule: messenger RNA, 1380 nt
Organism: Alligator mississippiensis (American alligator)
Lineage: Eukaryota; Metazoa; Chordata; Crocodylia; Alligatoridae
Gene: LRRC42
Product: leucine rich repeat containing 42
Exons: 7
Coding region: 28-1170 (380 amino acids)
Molecular function (GO): protein binding
Source: RefSeq, a predicted model, not a curated record